Caenorhabditis angaria is the source of this 228-nucleotide messenger RNA. Lineage: Eukaryota; Metazoa; Nematoda; Chromadorea; Rhabditida; Rhabditidae. The record is from the annotation of a GenBank genome assembly.
AUGUCGUUUGUUGAUGCAAUUUUGGGAGGAACAACGAAAAAAGCAGAAUAUUAUGAGGUUUUGGGAUGUGAUAGAAAUGCGAGUUUGGAACAAAUUCAAGCAGAGUAUAAAGCAAGAGUUCGAGGAUGUCAUCCGGAUAAAGUUGCUGAAAUUGGAGAUGAGGAAAAAAUCAAAUUGGCUAAUCUGGAAUUUUCGAAACUACAGGUAAAUUCAGGGGUUCCAGUUUGA